Messenger RNA from Meloidogyne enterolobii, 410 nucleotides. The record is from the annotation of a GenBank genome assembly. Lineage: Eukaryota; Metazoa; Nematoda; Chromadorea; Rhabditida; Meloidogynidae.
AACUCCAUGCUGCUGAUGCUAAUGAUAUUCCUGAACGGAAUUUGGAACUGUCUGAUUCAAAUGUUGAAGAAGCUUCUCCCUCUAAUAUUCCAAUGACUGGACCUAAUUGAUUACGACAUGGCGCUCCUGGGUGGAUUCGAAACACCAGCCUUUCGGUGGAUUGUAAAUAUUUUUGUCAAAUAUUUUUGUCAAAAAUAUUUUAAUUGAUGAGGAAAUCAGACCCAAAAAAAUUUAUGCGUCCUCACAAAAAUUGUCAAUUCAAAAUGCUUUUAAUGAUGCCAGCUAAUGCAGAAUGGAUUUUGGAUGGAUUUUUGGAUGUAUUUUGGAUGGAUGAUUUUUGGAUGGAUUUUGGAUCCAGAGAUUAUUCACAUAUAUCGAUCACGGUUGGAACUCCGUGCUGCUUAUCCUAA